Penicillium subrubescens is the source of this 816-nucleotide messenger RNA. RefSeq lists its product as uncharacterized. NCBI's taxonomy places the organism in Eukaryota, Fungi, Ascomycota, Eurotiomycetes, Eurotiales, Aspergillaceae. The transcript has 2 exons. The coding region runs from base 1 to 816 and encodes 271 amino acids. The record is from RefSeq and is a predicted model, not a curated record.
AUGCGACAUGCUACUUCCCAAACGGAAAGACGAAUUCGGGCUACAGGCAGUGCCCUAAUAGCCUCUCGUGUUGCGCUGAAGGCGAAGCUUGUCUAUCAAACGGUUAUUGCUUCACAGCGAACUUCGGUAUCCUUUAUCGCGGGCUUUGUGCCGAUAAAACAUGGCCUAUUUCAGAUUGCCCAAGGGCGUGUUAUGAAGGUGGCAACUGCUCGCUUCGUCUUUAUGAUUGAUGAAAUCCUCGCUGACUUGCCAUCUGCUAGAAAUUCCCGACGGAUGGGCGAAUAUGUUCCAAUGCAACAGCUCAACGUCGAUUCUGACAUGCAGCCAACAAAAGGAGCCUGCAAACCUGAAAAUGCAUUGAAUACAUACGAGUGGACGGCAGGCAAUGUGACUGCAGCUCAAAUUGGCAUAUCGAAUUAUGGCAUGGUUUCGACCACAACAACCAACUCGACCAAUCCAACAACUACUUCGUCGGGAAAUAAUACGACCGUUACACGAAUAAUUUCCGAGACAUACUCGACCCCAAUAUGCCCAACAGUCGCAUCGGGUGUGUAUGAAAAGUCGGAUCUAAUUGCACUUGGUGCCGGUUUGGGAGCCGGCCUUGGAAUACCUCUCCUGAUCUCGACCUUCCUGCUGAUAUAUUGCGCAAAUGCAAGACGGCGUGAGCAAAAACAGCAAAAGAAUCCUCUCCAGGUGACCGACAACAAAUCAUACCGCUGGACUGGAACACCUUACAAGCCCGCUGAACUGCGUGCUUGGGAGACAAAGCCGGAGCUCAUGGGCUCGCUAGGCCGUCAGGAAUUACCGGCCUUUUAA